Columba livia (rock pigeon) is the source of this 3492-nucleotide messenger RNA. It is a transcript of the gene TMEM222, whose product is annotated as transmembrane protein 222. The transcript is spliced from 6 exons. NCBI's taxonomy places the organism in Eukaryota, Metazoa, Chordata, Aves, Columbiformes, Columbidae. The coding region runs from base 48 to 593 and encodes 181 amino acids. The record is from RefSeq and is a predicted model, not a curated record.
CCAGGAAGUGACGCGAGCGCGUCGAGCGGAGGGGGCGGCCCCCGGUGAUGGCGGAAGCGGAGGCCAAGAUGAAGCAGUUCAAUGGCGGCGGGGCCGGGCUGGACGCCGAGCGCGGCCGCUUCCCGUACUGCGUGGUGUGGACACCCAUCCCCGUCCUGACAUGGCUUUUCCCCAUCAUUGGCCACAUGGGCAUCUGCACAUCAACUGGAGUCAUUCGGGACUUUGCAGGGCCGUAUUUUGUCUCAGAAGACAACAUGGCAUUUGGGAAGCCAGUGAAGUACUGGAAACUGGAUCCCGGCAAAGUUUACUCCACCGGUCCCAACGCCUGGGACACGGCCGUGCACGACGCCUCGGAGGAGUACAAGCACCGAAUGCACAACCUCUGCUGUGAUAAUUGCCAUUCUCAUGUGGCUUUGGCUUUAAAUCUGAUGAGGUACGAUAACAGCACCUCCUGGAACAUGGUGAAGCUCUGCUUCUUCUCGCUCCUGUAUGGGAAGUACGUCAGCAUAGGGGGAUUUGUGAAGACCUGGCUUCCCUUUGUCCUGUUCUUGGGGGUGAUCGUGACCAUUGUUCUGACGCUUCACUUGCGGUGAUGGCAGCUGUGACCCCCCCAGUUCCGCGGGCACACGAAGGACGAAACUGUGACCGAUGCAGCGAGAUGGAGGCACAGGGCUCUGCGAGGCGUUUUCCAGGGAAGGUGGCAACUCCGCUCCAUUGUAACAGCUCAUCUUUGUUUCCUGGAACUGGCUUCUUUUCCUUCUGUUUUGUUCUGUUGGUGGUGACUCCCAGUGUCGGGUCCUGACGCCUCCCGCUCGCUCCCUUUCUGCGGUUCGGUAGGUAAAAACGCAGUCAGGAAAAGAGAGACGUGGGCACCUUUGCUUUCAGUGCCAAGUAAAAAGCCACAAGGCAAAGCUUGCCUGCUGGUCCACCUUGUAAGGUUCUCUCUGAUCACUUGGUUUCUUCCUCUUGGAAUCAUUUUGGUUGGAAAAGACCCUCAAGACCAUUGAGUCCAUGCCCCGUGUCCUGAGAACGUCAUGUCUGUCCAACCCUCCAGGGCUGGUGACUCCAGCACUGCCCUGGGCAGCCUGUUCCAAUGCCCCACAGCCCUUUGGGGAAGAAAUUGUUCCCACAUCCAACCUCAGCCUCCCCUGGCGCAACUUGAGGCCGUUUCCUCUUGUCUCGGCAGACUUCACCAGCUGCCUCCUCAAACUUCCUGGGUCUCCAAGAAGCGGUUGUCGUUUCCCCGUAGCACGUUUCAAAGCAGGGGGUUCUUCCUGAGGGUGUAAGUGCUGCGGCACACGCCGACCGUCUCCCCGGUAGCAGCAGAAAGGUGUUGGUGGCAGGACGCUGCGAGGACGGGCGGAGGAGCGCUCUUCGGCAGGACAAACCCGUCUGGCCCUGCUGGUGAGCCCAGAAAGGCAGGAAAGUCAGUGCAGUGGCUUGGGCCUGGCUCGUGUCAGCACACACGCUUCCAGGAGCCUGUUGCAGGGUUGGGAGUCUGCUGCUGAGUCCCUUUUAGCUCGUGCCAGAGAAAAUGCAGCUUCCCUGCUUCUCCUCGUGCUCUGAAUGUCUAAAAUUGGCGUUGCACUUCUCACGAGCCGCUUGCUUUCCUUUGAUCCCUUGUGCUUUGCGUGUCGCAGUGUAGCUGGGCCUGCAGAGGCGGCAGGAGCGGCAGGGACGUGUUUCUGGGACAGAAGAGCUUAGCGUUGGGUUUUGAAAGUGUCUGUGAGAGCAGCACCUGAACCCGGGCUUAGUGGGAUCAUCGGAGAUUAAAAGAAAAGCUGAAGGGACUGGAAAGCACCCAAAUUCUGGGCACAAACUGGGGCACUGGCUUUCUUGCAGGAUGGUGAACAAGGUCUGUUUACAUCCUGAGCAUCCUUUGAAGAGUGCACCCGGGGUAAAAGUGCUUUGCAGGACUGGCUUUGGUGGGAAGAAUUUUGGUCUGGCCACACUUGGGGGGCUGACGGCCCUUUUCAAGCUCUGGAUCAGGCAGGAUGGGUAGAAGGGGAAAGAUUGUUCGGAGCGCUGGGCAGGAAGGGGACUGGGACGUGCCCAGGGUGAGGGCUCCAGGGCUGUGUUUGCUGAGGCUCUGACCAGCAGAUGCUGGGGCUCUGAGCCAAGCGGCUGCUUAAAGAAAAGUGUGGCCGAAGGGUUGUGUGCAGUGGAGCAGGUCCCCUCUGCUGCAGAGGGGGGAGAACAGCUUUCCACUCCCGCCUGGGAAGGCAGCUCCCUGCUCCCUGCUGGGUUUGCCCUCGAGGACUCAGCCAGGACGCUUCUCUCUGCUGUCCCCGUGGCCGCCGUCACCCUGCUGGCCCUCAGGCCCGUCCCCAUGUGCCUCCUCAUCUUCAUCCUCCUCCCCAGCUCCUCGAGCCAUGUGGGAGGGUUGGGGACUCUUCUCGGGCCUCUCAAUUUCUGCCUUUCCUCCUUUUCCUCAGUCACUUUUAAACAAGCCCAUAAACCUCUUGUGUCUCCAUCACAUCCAGUCGUCUCCGUCACCUGGUCACCGUGCUGGCCUUUCCGUGCUGGGGGGAGCUGUGCAGCCCCUGUGCCCUUCCCCUCUACCCGGACCUGAAGCAGCCAUCGGUGUGUGGUCCAUAUGGGCUCCUCGGCUCUGGAGAGCAGGCAGAGCCUGCGGCUGAUGGGAAAGCAGAGAUCUCGAUCAAAGAGAACCUUACGAUGAAAGGACGGCAUCUUACCAAGCUACCCCGUGUCUCUGCGUUCUCCAACCGCCAUCUCCAAGGCAGGUGAACAGGAGAGAUUAGUCCUUUGCCUCUUUUGUUUAAUUUAAAUAUGAUUUCUCAGAGUGAUGAGCUUGGAGUCCCUGGCCCCAGGGCUGAAGCCAACCCGUCUUACGCAGUAGCAAUAACUUAGAGACUCUUAGGCCUGUCUCACACGUCGAUUCAGUGUUUUAUCGAUAAGCUACACAAGCCUUGCCAAAGCUGAGACUUGGAGUUGUGGAGAGAGGCCGGGAGCGCGGCUGUCGGCCACAGUUCCCGCUCCUGGGACUUCGAAGGACACGCCGAGUGCCAUUCCCCACCGUGAAAACCCUUGUCGUUCGCUCCUAAUUCUUUUCAGCAGAUCGUGGUUUUGAAUGGAGGGUUUUCGUGCGCAGCACAGGGGCCUCGCGGUCGGUUGGAGCUUUUGCUGCUGGGGAAGGACGGCAACGCUUCGCCCAGGCCCUGGCUGAGCCACCGACCCGCUUCCCUUAUGCAGAUGGAGGAAAGAAAGGACAGGAAGGAGGGAGGUGAGGAAUGUCCUUCAUCAGCUUCUUCAUCUCGCCACCGGCUUCUUCCCAGUGCCCCCUUUGAGCCCCAUUAAAGGUUCACUUCACCCUCCAGAUCCCAGUUUUUUUGCUCCCUUCCUUUCCCUCUGUCCUUUGUUUGUUCUCUUGAUCUCUGCGGGGCGCUGGAUUUACUUUGUAAAUAUUUCAACUUUGCUUCUAUGCUUUCAUAAUCCUGACGGUAGGGGAAAUAAACUCAUUUCUGUGAUGUC